AUGGGUGUUCAUUCAUUUUGGGAUAUUGCAGGUCCCACGGCUAGACCGGUGAGGUUGGAAUCCCUAGAAGACAAGAGGAUGGCAGUAGAUGCCUCCAUUUGGAUAUAUCAGUUUUUGAAAGCCGUCCGUGAUCAGGAGGGAAAUGCGGUGAAGAAUUCUCACAUUACUGGGUUCUUCAGAAGAAUUUGUAAGCUAUUAUACUUUGGAAUCAGGCCGGUGUUCGUGUUUGACGGUGGUGUGCCCGUAUUGAAAAGGGAAACUAUACGGCAAAGGAAAGAAAGAAGACAAGGAAAACGAGACAGUGCGAAAUCUACCGCUAGAAAGCUGCUGGCUUUGCAAUUGCAAAACGGCUCAAACGAUAGCGCAAAAAAUUCCACACCGAAUAAUGGCAGUAGUGUGCAGAUCUUCAAACCUCAGGACGAAUGGGAUCUGCCCGAUAUACCGGGGUUUAAAUACGACAGGGAAGAUGCAAGAGUUGAUUCUACUAAAACUUUUGAAAGGCUCAUGAAUUCGAUAGAUGGUGAUGGAUUGGAAGACAUUGAUCUGGACACCAUAAAUCCGGCAUCGGCUGAGUUUGAGGAGCUGCCAAAGGCUACACAGUAUUUGAUAUUAUCGUCUUUGAGGCUGAAAUCCAGACUGAGGAUGGGAUACUCGAAGGAGCAAUUGGAAACCAUUUUCCCAAAUAGCAUGGAUUUUUCAAAAUUUCAAAUAGAUAUGGUCAAAAGAAGGAAUUUUUUCACUCAGAAAUUGAUUAAUACCACUGGGUUCCAGGAUGGCGGAGCGUCUAAACUGAACCAGGAGGUGAUCAAUAGGAUAUCUGGUCAAAAAAAUAAAGAGUACAAGUUGACAAAGACUGAUAAUGGGUGGAUUCUUGGGUUAGGGUCAAAUGAUGGUUCUGAUGCCCAAAAGGCAAUCGUAAUAGACGAUAAAGAUUCAGGCGCCUUGAUAAAGCAGUUAGAUGGUAAUGCUGAAGACGGCGACGUGCUCCAGUGGGAUGACUUGCAGGAUGGUACCUUUAAAAUAGUGCGAGGUGAGCCUUCUAACAAGACGACAACUCCGCAGAAGAGGAGCAACCGACCGGAAGGUGAGGGAUGGGAUUCUGAUGAAUGUGAGUGGGAAGAAGUGGAACUCAAACCCAAGAGCGUCAAGUUGAUUGAAGAUUUUUCUUUGAAAGCUGCAAGGCUACCUUACAUGGGCCAAUCCGUUAACAGUGCUGGCAGUAAAUCGUUCUUGGACAAAAGACACGAUCAGGCAUCACCCAUCAAAAACACUCCAACAACCAGAAUUAACAGAAUCAGCGUGGAAGACGACAAUGACGACGAUGAAGAUUACCUGAAACAAAUUGAGGAAAUUGAAAUGAUGGAGGCAGUGCAACUUUCUAAGAUAGAAAAGAAACCCGAAUCGGGCGACAAAUCAAAAAUCGCUGAGUCAACAACUUCAAAUGUUGAAGAGUCUCGUUCACCGAUAUUGCAGUAUGGAUCACUUGGGGCACAACCGGACCGUAAGCAACUACAUCAUGUGACAAAUUUGAAUAGCACAUCAGAAUCAGUCCUUGAAAAGACCAGCAAUACAACUAUUCCGGAGUUUAGAUUGCCGUCUGAGCUGAAAGAGAAAGGGGCCGUUUUAACAGAAGGGGAGCAAAAUUUGAAUUUCAUUUCUCACAAGAUACCACAAUUUGACUUCAACAACAAAAAUUCCCUGCUUUUUCAAAAUGAAGCUAAGAGUAAUGUGGCCCGAGAGGCUACGAAGGAGAAGCCUCCAAUUCCUGAAAUGCCCAGCUGGUUUUCUUCUACUACCUCCCAGCCAUCGUAUAACCCUUAUAGCACCACCAAUUUUGUGGAAGACAAAAAUGCGAGGAAUAAACAAGAAAGUGGAGCUGAAACUACCGAUAAUGUGAAUAGCUACGAACUUUUGACUGGCCUAAAUGCUGCCGAAAUAUUAGAAAGAGAAACCGAGAUUGAAGAGGGCUCAAAUGACGCAAAAGAUAAUGAUGACUUAGAAGUUUUAUCAGAUGAAGUAUUUGAGGACGUUCCCACCAGGUUUCAGAUAUCGAGGGAAGUGGAGGAUAAUGAUAGUGGAAAAGUCGGGUCUUCAGAUAAGGAGCACAGAGAGCCUCUCGUAUUUGAUUAUGACUUCUCUGAGAAUGAAGAAGAUAACAUAGUAGAAAACAUGAUAAAGGAACAGGAAGAAUUUGAUACAUUUAAAAACACAACUUUGUCGACUUCCGAUGGAAGAAACGUGGCCGAGAAUGCUUUUAUGGAGGACGAAUUAUUCGAACAGCAGAUGAAGGAUAAAAGAGACUCCGAUGAAGUGACUAUGGAUAUGAUCAAAGAAGUGCAAGAAUUACUAUCAAGAUUUGGUAUUCCAUAUAUUACCGCACCUAUGGAAGCUGAAGCACAGUGUGCGGAAUUAUUACAACUGAACCUUGUCGAUGGUAUAAUUACCGAUGAUAGUGAUGUCUUUUUAUUUGGAGGUACAAAAAUUUACAAAAAUAUGUUCCAUGAAAAGAACUAUGUCGAGUUUUAUGAUGCAGAAUCUAUUUUAAAAUUGUUGGGUUUGGAUAGGAAGAAUAUGAUUGAGUUGGCACAGCUUUUGGGGAGUGAUUACACUAAUGGAUUGAAGGGUAUGGGCCCUGUUUCGAGCAUAGAAGUGAUUGCGGAAUUUGGAAACCUAAAGAAUUUCAAAGACUGGUAUAAUAAUGGACAGUUUGAUAAACGUAAGCAAGAGGCGGAAAACAAAUUUGAAAAAGACUUGAGAAAGAAAUUGGUAAAUAAUGAAGUUAUCUUGGACGAUGAUUUUCCGAGUGUCAUGGUUUAUGACGCGUACAUGAGACCAGAAGUGGAUCAUGAUACCACACCGUUUGUUUGGGGAGUGCCAGACCUAGAUAUGCUUCGUUCAUUUAUGAAGAAUCAAUUGGGUUGGCCACACGAAAAGUCCGAUGAAAUUCUCAUUCCCUUGAUUAGAGACGUUAAUAAGCGUAAGAAAAAGGGAAAGCAAAAAAGAAUCAAUGAAUUUUUUCCAAGGGAGUACAUAUCCGGUGAUAAGAAGCUCAACACAAGCAAGAGGAUUUCUACCGCAACAGGUAAAUUAAAGAAAAGAAAGUUGUGA
This is a messenger RNA of Saccharomyces paradoxus, 3108 nucleotides long. RefSeq names its product ssDNA endodeoxyribonuclease RAD2 (gene RAD2). The coding region runs from base 1 to 3108 and encodes 1035 amino acids. The record is from RefSeq and is a predicted model, not a curated record. NCBI's taxonomy places the organism in Eukaryota, Fungi, Ascomycota, Saccharomycetes, Saccharomycetales, Saccharomycetaceae. The transcript has a single exon. Gene Ontology annotation, molecular function: single-stranded DNA binding; DNA endonuclease activity. Gene Ontology annotation, cellular component: nucleus. Gene Ontology annotation, biological process: nucleotide-excision repair.